Thlaspi arvense is the source of this 1437-nucleotide messenger RNA. The record is from the annotation of a GenBank genome assembly. Lineage: Eukaryota; Viridiplantae; Streptophyta; Magnoliopsida; Brassicales; Brassicaceae.
AUGGUGGGUGCUUUGAAUAUCAUGUCAGAGACUGGUGAUUUAUGUCUAGAGCUGUCCGAAGAUGAUCCCUUUUAUCAAGAAAAAAAGAAGCUCUUGAGUUGCAAAGGUUUAGGCGUAAAGGAAACGUUGAGUCUCAGUGGUUCAUUGUCUCAACAGUCGUUGAACGUUGCUUUCGAAAAGCUGCUUCAGUUUGGAAGAAUAGCUAACCUCGAUAAGGUGGAAGUUUAUUUUGGCGAGGAUGCCUGCACUUCUGCAGGACUUUACAGCGUUAGAAAUGAAAUCUCAGCUCUCAGCUGGAUCCUUUCGCUCAUAUCGGUUUCUUGUGAAACGCAAACACAAACCGAGACCUUGGAAGCUCUACGAGAAGCUGUGAAAAGCAAAAUCAGUGAGGUUGUUGGAGAGGAGAAGGAGGAAGCUAGAGUUGAUUAUAGCUACAGAUGCGAAAAGGAAAGCAGAUUAGUAGAAUGGGGUCAGAACAAUGGAGUCAAGUCCAAAUUGCAGAUAGCUCAGAUUGAUGGCUAUGGACGAGGAGCUGUAGCUAGUCAAGACUUGAAAAUUGGGGAUGUUGCUAUAGAGAUACCAAUCUCAAGUAUCAUUUCUGAGGAGUGUGUGAACAACUCCGACAUGUACCCAAUACUGGAGAAGAUAGAUGGGAUGACAUCUGAGACAAUGCUGCUCUUAUGGACCAUGAGGGAGAAGCAUAACAUUGAGUCGAAAUUCAAGCCAUACUUCGACUCUCUGCAAGAGAAUUUUUGUACCGGUUUGAGUUUCGGGGUUGAUGCAAUCAUGGCGCUUGAUGGUACAUUGCUUUUAGAUGAGAUAAUGCAAGCUAAAGAGCUUUUGCGUGAGAGAUAUGAUGAACUGAUUCCUCUUUUAUCGAACAACCAUGAGCAUAUAUUUCCACCGGAGCUCUAUACAUGGGAACACUACGUAUGGGCUUGUGAGCUGUAUUACUCCAACAGCAUGCAAAUCAAGUUCCCUGAUGGAAAGCUAAAGACCUGUUUGGUUCCUGUCGCCGGUUUUCUUAACCAUUCGGUACAUCCACACAUAGUCAAAUAUGGGAAAGUGGAUCUCGAAACAAGCUCCUUGAAGUUCCCACUCUCAAGACCUUGCAACAAAGGAGAACAAUGUUUUCUCAGCUACGGAAACUACUCUAGCUCUCAUCUGUUAACGUUUUACGGGUUUCUGCCAAAAGGCGAUAACCCGUAUGAUAUCAUUCCCUUAGAGAUGGGAGUACUCGAGAAUCUAAGACCCACAUUCGACGACAUGAUGCAAAACCUUGGAGAUGCGGUGGAUGAUUCUAUGGACAGAGAAAACACGGGUUGGGAUGUUAAAAUGGCGAUCAAGUUCAAAGAGCGGCAGAGAAAGAUCGUCUCUUCCAUUCUUGAUUCUUGCUCUGCAGGUAUCACGCUUGUUCAUGGCCAUCUCUUUCCCUGA